Drosophila virilis is the source of this 1456-nucleotide messenger RNA. Its product is annotated as eukaryotic translation initiation factor 4 gamma. The record is from RefSeq and is a predicted model, not a curated record. Lineage: Eukaryota; Metazoa; Arthropoda; Insecta; Diptera; Drosophilidae.
CAAUCGAUUAGUUGCCGUUCGAGCUUAGUUGUUAGAACAUCGCCUGAAGCCGCAUGGGAAAAUGUUGACUUCGAACUGGGCGAUAGUGUCGAUAUUCUGCGUAAUAUGCUCAUCUGUGUGUGCCGUGGAAGGUUAUCAAGAUACUAAUGGAGAGUGUCCACAAGGUUAUGAGCUCGUCAAUGGCCUGUGCUAUAGGAAGAGCUUGUGUCAGGAAGGUUACUUUAUGCAUACGGAUGGCAUGUGCUAUUCGAUAAACCCGAAGCCUUGCCCCUACGCACCCACACCCACAACCCCGACACCCACAACCACGGGCCCAACCCAGCGCCCACCUGCUCCGAGCUUGUGUCCGCAAGAAUACUUUAUGCAUACCGACGGCAAGUGCUAUUUGAUAAACCCGGAACCUUGUCCAAAUGCACCCACUCCUACAAGCACGACUACGAACACAACAACCACAACAACCACCACCACCACCACCACUACCACAGAGGAGCCCACCACUAGCGAGGAACCCACAGAAGAACCCACAACUACCGAGGAGCCCACAGAAGAACCCACCACUACCGAGGAACCUACCUUUGAACCUCCGCCUGUGCCUGAACCUGCUGAACAAGCCCGCUGUCCACCUGGCUCGAUAUUCUUUGAGGCACAGUGCCGCAAGAUAAUCUGCUCACAGGGCGAAUACCAUGCAGGUCGUUGUCUUAUGCCCGCCUGUCCCGCGGGCACGGUGUGGCGCGGCAAGCGCUGCCAGCCGCCAGGCUAUUUGACAACCAUACUCGAGAUAGAUAACGUGAUCAAGAACAAGCAUGAGUAUCAGACGGUGACAGAGAACGUGAAUCGUGUGGAGUACCAGACCAUUAGGCCCUACGAUCCGAACGAGGAUAUCAGCUAUGACAAAGCGAAGCCACCAACGAAAUUAACAGUUUCGACCUCAACGUCAGCCAGUGUGACCCCACAGCCAGCGACGGAUUGUUGCACGGUCAAGAGCCCGCGUAUCUGUCGACCCUAUCCACCAACAUGGGUGUGCUUUAACCGCAUUCAAAAGCUAUGCGAUCCAAGGAUUUGUACUAAGCCAGUGAUCUAUUUGAAGCCACCACGAAUUGUGCAGCUGAAUGAUCCGCCAAUGCUAGUAAUGCCGCCGAAUCCACCAUUGUCGGGUUGCAUGAAUGCCGAUUGCCAAGAGACCGAAAUGCUCAACUGCUCUGGAUGUGCCCAGGGUCAGCGAGAGAACUGCUCCGCCGCCUGCUACAAUUAUUUCUGUCCAGACAAUAGCUGCGAGUUCAAAAACUCUGAGGACUUUUGUGCUCUAUAUCCCGGAGGAUUUGGAUGCAACAAAAACGACGGAUGCGUCUGGAAAUGGUGCAACAAGAAAUGCCAUUAAUGUUUCAUAGAUAUAGUCGAUACUACUUGUUCGUAAUUAUAUGAUACAUAUAUACAUCAUUCUGGGUAGCAAUAUUAA